AUGGACAUGACGAACCCGGGGCGGUGGUACCCCACCGCGCGGACGAUCAAACGCAACGUGCACCUCCACGUCGGUCCGACGAACAGCGGGAAGACGUGGAACGCGCUGCAGAGGCUGAAGGAGGCGGAGAGCGGCGUGUACUGCUCGCCGUUGCGUUUGCUCGCGUGGGAAGUCGCGGAGGGUCUGAACAAAAAAGACAACCUCCCGUGCGACCUCGUGACCGGGCAGGAGAAGUCGAGGGCGCAGAACGCGCGGCACGUCGCGUGCACGGUCGAGAUGGCGGACGUGCACAAGAUGCGCGAGAUUGGCGUCAUCGACGAAGGGCACUUGAUGGGCGAUGCUCACCGCGGGUACGCGUUCACGAGGGCGCUCAUCGGGUUACCCGUGAAGGAGCUGCACGUCUGCGGCGACCCCGCGAUGGUGCCGCUCGUGGAGAAAAUCGUCGCCGAGCUCGGUGACACGCUCACGAUCAACCGUUACGAUCGGCUUCAAGAGCUGAACGUGAUAGAGACGCCGUUGAAGAGCUUGAAGGACGUCGAAGCCGGGGACUGCUUGGUCGCGUUUUCGCGCAAAGCCGUGCAUCAGUUGAAGGAUCAGGUUGAACGCGAAGCGGGGAAACGCGCGUGCAUCAUCUACGGCUCGCUCCCGCCCGAGGCGCGCUCGAAGCAAGCGGAACUCUUCAACAACCGCGAGGAGAGCGGGUACGACGUGUUGAUCGCCUCGGACGCGAUCGGGAUGGGUCUGAACCUGAGCAUCCGACGCGUGAUCUUCGCGUCGAUGCGGAAAUUCGACGGCGAAUUCUUACGCAACCUCGAGCCGCCGGAGGUGAAGCAGAUCGCGGGCAGGGCGGGCAGGUACGGCAAGGGCAGCACCGAAGGCGGCGCGACGACGAUGAGCGCGGACACGCUGCCGUUGAUGAAAGCCGCGCUGGCGGCGCCCGUCGUGGACUUGACGCGCUGCUCCAUCGCGCCGACGCUGGAUCAGAUCGCGUUGUAUUGCGAGGCGAAGCCGGACGCCGGCUUGGUCGCCGCGCUGUCCGCGUUCACGAGCGACGCGAAGACGUCGCCGCAUUAUUUCAUGAACGCCGCGGAGCAGAUGACCGACGCCGCGAAGCUCGUCGCGCACUUGCCGCUGUCCUUGGAAGACCACUGGAUGUUCGCGGUCGCGCCCGUGAGCGUGGCGGAUCCGUCGUCCCCGAGCGCGAGGGCCCUCGUGACUUUCGCCGAGGCGUUCGUCAAACGCGGUCGCGUGUCCGUUCGGAUCAUCGACUCGCCGCCCAUGCGCGCGCCCGCGACGCUCGCGGAACUCGACGUGCACGAGCAGUCGCACGCGGCGUACGAUUUAUACCUCUGGUUUUCGUUGCGGUGCCCCGAGGUGUUCCCGGAGCGCGACCUCGCGCAGGCGAUGCGGCAGAUGUGCGCU
Micromonas pusilla CCMP1545 is the source of this 1422-nucleotide messenger RNA. RefSeq lists its product as uncharacterized. Gene Ontology annotation, cellular component: mitochondrial degradosome. The transcript has a single exon. The annotation marks the transcript as partial. Gene Ontology annotation, biological process: mitochondrial RNA 3'-end processing; RNA catabolic process. Lineage: Eukaryota; Viridiplantae; Chlorophyta; Mamiellophyceae; Mamiellales; Mamiellaceae. Gene Ontology annotation, molecular function: ATP binding; hydrolase activity, acting on acid anhydrides; RNA helicase activity. The record is from RefSeq and is a predicted model, not a curated record.